UACAAAAAUCGUUACUGCAAUACAAUACAAAACUACUGCGACUACUCCUUUCCUAACCUUUUACUUGUUUAUCCCUUAUUACGAGUAAGGAAAUCAUAGAAAUAUUCUACCAUUUAGUUGUGAGAAUGCUCUGUAAGUCAAAAGGUGUAGAUCAUGCAGUGAACGACGGACAGUACACUUUAAUAAAGAUUCUACUUUUACAUGAAUGUGUGUUACAAACUGUAUUUCAGUUCAAAUUAAAUUUCACUUUCGGUGCUAAGUGCCUUUAAUUGAAUGUGACAAGUAUGCUGUUUAACCUUUGAAAUCCAAACCAAGUUCAAAUAAUUUUAAGAGGUGCAUAAAGCAAGUUGUUAAAUUUCAACCAUUUCGUCUUGGAAAAAUAAUUAAGCUACGAAUUAAGUUCGCAUAUAAGGCAAUAAUAAUAUUUCUCUUGUGACAAUGCUGUCAAAUUCCUGAUAGCGGCAUUAGUUUAAUAAGGUGAGGUGGAAGGAGAAGAUCGAGUGAGCUUCAUCGUAGGGGAUGAGGACGACAGCCUAAGUUUGGUCGAGGAAUCGUCCGACAAGGCCGACGUCCCCCACGACAAAUUCGGUGGUUCCUUCAAUUUGAUGGACGGAGGGGGAUCCACUGGAGGCAAACACAACAUGGAACCUGCCGGGUUUACCGAUCGUCGGAGGAGGCUCAGGCCGAGCAUGUCGUACGGCACAAUGCUGAACAAAGAUGGACGACUCGUUGAUGGGCCAGGAAUGACUGUGGCCUCGACUGAAGAGCUGGUAAAGAAACUUGGGGGCACGAGGAAUAUUAAUAGGGUUCUUAUUGCCAAUAAUGGAAUUGCUGCCGUCAAAUGUAUGCGAUCAAUCCGUCGCUGGGCAUACGAAGUUUUCCGCAACGACCGUGCCAUUCGAUUCGUGGUGAUGGUCACGCCCGAGGAUUUGAAAGCCAAUGCAGAAUACGUGAAGAUGGCAGAUCACUAUGUACCUGUCCCGGGAGGAACGAACAACAACAAUUAUGCAAAUGUAGAGCUGAUUGUCGACAUAGCGAAAAAAAUGCAAGUUCAGGCAGUUUGGGCUGGAUGGGGACACGCUUCAGAAAAUCCCAAACUUCCCGAACUCUUGUUAAAAAACAAUAUUGCUUUCAUCGGACCACCAGAGAAAGCUAUGUGGGCCCUUGGGGACAAGAUUGCUUCAAGUAUCGUCGCACAAACGGCGAAAGUACCCACCCUGCCAUGGUCGGGAGAUGGUCUUAUUGCGACUUCAGUUGGGAAGGACAAGAGAAUCAAGAUUUCCAACGAGUUGUUUAAAAAGGGAUGCGUCGAAACUGCGGAGGAAGGAUUCAUCUGUGCACAAAAAAUUGGAUUCCCAGUCAUGAUCAAGGCCAGUGAAGGUGGUGGUGGAAAAGGAAUCAGAAAAGCGGACGCCGGAGACGACUUUACCAGUUUGUUUAGACAGGUUCAAGCCGAAAUUCCAGGGUCCCCCAUUUUCAUCAUGAAACUUGCCAAGUGUGCUCGUCAUUUAGAAGUGCAGCUUUUGGCUGAUCAGUACGGAAAUGCCAUUUCCCUCUUUGGAAGAGAUUGCUCAAUCCAGAGGCGUCAUCAAAAAAUUAUUGAAGAAGCCCCUGCUGUCAUUGCACAACCGGAGGUGUUUGAAGAGAUGGAAAAGGCUGCCGUACGAUUGGCGAAGAUGGUUGGUUACGUAAGUGCAGGGACGGUCGAGUACUUGUACGACAACGAUGGCAACUUUUUCUUCCUCGAGUUGAACCCACGUCUCCAAGUGGAACAUCCCUGCACAGAAAUGGUAGCUGAUGUCAACCUUCCUGCGUGUCAACUUCAAAUCGCGAUGGGAAUUCCUCUAAAUCGAAUCAAAUGUAUCCGAAUGUUGUAUGGCGAGAAUCCUUGGGGAGAUAGUGCUAUCGACUUUGAAAACCCGAAGCGUAAACCUCAACCAUGGGGACAUGUCAUUGCUGCUCGAAUCACAAGUGAAAAUCCAGACGAGGGUUUCAAACCUAGUGGAGGGACUCUUCAAGAACUGACUUUCCGAUCGUCCAAAAAUGUGUGGGGAUAUUUCAGCGUGGCAGCGUCUGGUGGACUCCAUGAGUUUGCAGACUCCCAGUUUGGUCAUUGCUUCUCUUGGGGAGAGGAUAGAGAGCAGGCAAGAGAGAAUUUGGUGAUUGCUCUAAAGGAACUCUCAAUCCGAGGCGACUUCAGAACCACGGUCGAGUACUUGAUCACCCUCCUUGAGACGAGAGCAUUCCAAGAAAAUACGAUCGACACGAGCUGGCUGGACGCCCUAAUUGCGGAAAGAGUUCAAGCGGAUAAACCCGAUAUCAUGUUGGGCGUGAUUUGUGGAGCCCUUCAUGUUGCGGAUCUAGCCAUUGUGAAUGCUUUUCAAAAUUUCCAAUCCUCGCUGGAACGAGGUCAGAUCCUUCCGGCCAACACCUUGAAGAACAUUGUGAGUGUGGAACUAAUCAACGAAGGAGUAAAGUACAAGAUCGAAGCCUGUAAAAGCGGACCCAAUCAGUAUUUCUUGGUUAUGAAUGACUCUUACAAGGAAGUGGAUGUUCACCGCAUGUCGGACGGAGGUCUUCUCAUUUCAGUGGACACCCAGAGUUACAACACCUUCAUGAAAGAAGAGGUGGAUCGGUACCGGGUCGUGAUUGGGAAUCAAACUUGCAUCUUUGAGAAAGAGAACGAUCCAACACUAUUGAGAUCUCCAUCCGCUGGUAAACUGUUAGGAUAUCUGGUUGAAGAUGGUGGUCACGUCUAUGCAGGACAGGCAUUUGCUGAAAUUGAAGUCAUGAAAAUGGUGAUGACAUUGACCUGCUCUGAGUCUGGAUGUAUCCAAUACUGUAAACGACCCGGUGCUGUUCUCGAUGGUGGUGCCUUAAUUGCUCGCCUAGAACUUGAUGACGCUUCAAAAGUCACAACUGCUCAAACCUUUACUGGCAAGUUUUCCAUCAGCGAAGACACCGUCGUCUACGCUGGAGACAAACUCAACCAAGUUUAUCAAUCAUGCAAAUCUAGUUUGGAACACAUUCUCGCCGGGUAUUGUCUUCCUGAUCCACACUUUGCCAUCAAGUCGAAGGAAGUAAUUGAACAAUUUAUGAAAGCUCUUCGAGAUCCCAACCUUCCCCUGCUAGAGUUGCAAGAAGUCAUUUCAUCAAUUUCUGGCCGGAUUCCACAACUGGUGGAGAAGAAAAUACGAAAACUUAUGAUGCUCUAUGCCAGUAAUAUUACGUCUGUCCUUGCUCAAUUCCCCAGCCAGCAAAUCGCCAGCGUUAUUGAUAGUCAUGCGGCUACCUUGCAAAAGCGGGCGGAUCGUGACGUCUUCUUCAUGACCACGCAAGGAAUCGUCCAACUCGUUCAACGAUACCGGAACGGGAUCCGUGGACGAAUGAAGUCUGCCGUGCAAGAACUUUUGCGCAAUUACUUAGCUGUCGAGACACAAUUCCAACACGGACAUUACGACAAGUGUGUAUCCGCCCUGAGGGAAAGACAUAAGGACGACAUGGCCUCCGUCACCUCAGCCAUAUUUUCACACUACCAAGUUGCCAAGAAAAAUGCCUUGGUCACCGUUUUGGUGGAUCAUGUCUGGAGCAAUGAAGCUGGACUCACUGAUGAACUCGCCCCUAUUUUGAAUGAACUGACGACACUCAACCGUUCUGAGAAUUCUCGCGUGGCACUUCGAGCAAGACAAGUCCUCAUCGCGGCUCACCAACCUGCGUACGAGUUACGACACAACCAAAUGGAGUCCAUCUUCCUCUCCGCUAUAGACAUGUACGGACACGACUUUCACCCGGAAAAUCUACAAAAACUCAUCAUGUCGGAAACCUCCAUUUUCGACGUGCUCCACGAUUUUUUCUAUCAUCCCAACCAAGCCGUGAGAAUGGCUGCUCUAGAGGUUUAUGUUCGAAGAGCCUACACCUCUUACGAACUGACGUGUCUUCAACACAAGGAACUCCCGUCGAGCAUGUGCAUCGUCCAGUUUCAAUUCCUCCUCCCCUCUUCCCACCCCAACCGAAUGCCCCACAACAAGGCUAGCUCCCAACUCCUGGCUCAUGUGCCCUCCUUGGACGAGAUGCAACUCGGAGAAAUUCCACUCCAAUUGGACGACUGUCAGAGAACAGGAAUCAUGAUCGCUUUUACUAAGAUGGAUGAAUUCGAAAAUUAUUUUGAUGACCUCAUGGACCUUUUCCUGAGUGACUCUAGACCCGACUCUCCCACCGGUGGUGGAGACGACGAAGUGUCAAAGGGAGGAAUUUCAUGCUCUAUUAGUUCCAGUUUUAGCGAUAUGGGAAUCAACAUUAGCGACUACGACCUUAAACCAAGCGAACCCAUCCAUAUUCUGAACGUCGCCCUCAAGUUAGAAUCUGAAGUUGACGACAACAUUUUAAGCGAUAGAUUUGGAGAAUUUGUCAUUAAGAAUCGCGACACACUUUUGGAGCGAGGAAUUCGAAGAGUGACGGUGAUUGUCUUGAGCCGACGCCAAUUUCCAAAAUAUUUUACGUACAGGUCGAGAGAUAACUUCGUGGAGGAUCGUAUCUAUCGUCAUUUAGAACCCGCUCUCGCAUUCCAGUUGGAGAUCAAUCGCAUGCGAAUGUAUGACUUGGAAGCACUCCCAACUUCGAAUCAGAAGAUGCAUUUGUAUCUUGGGAAGGGCAAGGUACCCAAGGGCCAGGAAGUGACAGAUUACCGGUUUUUCGUCCGUUCCAUCAUUCGUCACUCUGAUCUCAUUACGAAGGAAGCCUCAUUCGAAUAUCUGCAAAAUGAAGGGGAGCGUCUCCUUUUGGAAGCUAUGGAUGAGCUCGAAAUUGCAUUUUCUCAUCCCAACAGCACAAAAACUGACUGCAACCACAUCUUCCUUAACUUUGUCCCAACCGUUAUCAUGGAUCCUGGCAAGAUUGAGGAGAGUGUUCGGAAUAUGGUGAUGCGGUAUGGACCCAGGCUUUGGAAAUUGAGAGUUCUUCAAGCCGAACUAAAAAUGAUCAUCCGACAAACUCCAAACAGUAAAAUUAUCCCGAUCCGUUUAUGCCUCGCGAAUGAAAGUGGCUAUUACCUCAACAUCCAUCUCUACAAGGAAAUCAAUGAUCCAUCCUCCGGACUCAUCAAGUUUGAAUCUUUCGGAUCCAAACAUGGCCCACUUCACAUGUACCCCGUCUCAACACCCUACAAAACCAAGAACUACCUGCAACAAAAGAGGUUCCAAGCUCAAAGCAAUGGCACAACUUACGUCUAUGACUUUCCCGACAUGUUCAGACAAGUGUUGGAACGUAUCUGGAAGGAAUAUUCUGAUUCUCAUGAACAAGUCGAAACUCCGGCUCAAAUGUUGCAAUACAUCGAAUUGGUACUAGACAGUCAGGGCAAUCUCGUGGAGCAGAACAGGACGGAGGGAGAAAACGAUGUGGGAAUGGUGGCAUGGCGAAUGAAGCUUUUCACUCCAGAAUUCCCCGGAGGCAGAGAAAUCAUCAUCAUUUCUAACGAUAUUACUCAUUUUAUCGGAUCAUUCAGCGUCCCAGAAGACAUUCUAUUUCAAAAGGCUUCCGAACUGGCGAGACACCUUAAAAUUCCAAGGAUUUACAUCGCUGCCAACAGUGGAGCACGUAUCGGGUUGGCUGAGGAAAUCAAACCAUUGUUCCGAGUGGCCUGGGAGGAUGAAGCUGAUCGAGAAAAAGGUUAUCGUUAUGUGUACCUGACCCCAGAAGAUUACUCCAAAGUCGUCAACCUCAACUCGGUUCGCGUCCAACACAUUGAGGACGAAGGAGAGUCUCGCUAUAAAGUGACCACUAUUGUUGGCGUGGAAGAUGGCAUCGGUGUCGAGAACUUGCGAUAUGCUGGAACAAUUGCGAGUGAAACUUCACGAGCGUACAAGGAAAUUGUCACAAUGACCAUGGUCACUUGUCGAGCUAUUGGAAUUGGAGCAUAUCUAGCCCGGUUGGGCCAACGAGUGGUACAAAUUGAAAAUUCGCAUCUCAUUUUGACCGGAUAUGGUGCUUUGAAUAAAUUGCUCGGAAGAGAAGUCUACACAUCCAACAAUCAACUUGGUGGCAUUCAAAUCAUGUACAACAAUGGAGUGUCUCACAAAACGGAUCGGCAUGACAUGGAAGGGAUUUACACAAUGCUCAAGUGGUUGUCUUACAUUCCCGCACACAAAGGAGGUCCUUUGCCAAUCAUGACGCCAGUGGACUCAAUAAACCGAGAAAUUGGUUUCUACCCUACUAAGGCUGCAUACGAUCCGAGAUGGAUGCUGACUGGGCGACCAAGUCCAACAAAUCCAAACGAAUGGGAAACUGGAUUUUUCGAUUAUGGAACUUUCGAAGAAAUUCUUAAACCGUGGGGCCAGACCGUGGUGACUGGAAGGGCUCGACUUGGAGGAAUUCCUGUCGGAGUUAUUGUGGUUGAAACAAGAACAGUAGAACUUAACCUUCCUGCAGAUCCUGCUAAUUUGGACUCUGAAGCCAGGACCGUGUCACAAGCUGGGCAGGUGUGGUUCCCAGACUCGGCGUAUAAAACUGCUCAAGCCAUCAAAGAUUUUGGCAAUGAAGAACUCCCACUAAUGAUAUUUGCCAAUUGGAGAGGAUUUUCUGGUGGAAUGAAAGAUAUGUACGAGCAAAUCCUAAAGUUUGGUUCUUACAUUGUUGACCAUCUUCAAGAUUACAGCCAACCAAUCUUAGUUUACAUUCCUCCAUUUGGUGAACUUCGUGGAGGAGCAUGGGUCGUCAUCGACCCCACAAUAAACCAACGCCAGAUGGAAAUGUAUGCCGACACCGAUGCUCGGGGUGGAAUUUUAGAACCUGAAGGAGUCGUAGAAAUUAAAUUUAGGAUGAAAGACUUGACCAAAGUUAUGCACAGAUUGGAGCCUCACCUUAUCGACCUUAAGGCCAAAAUCGCAGCAACUGACAAACCAGAAGAAAGAUCUGCAUUGGAGAAAAAAGUGCAUGAGCAUGAACAAUUCCUACGCCCAAUUUACCAACAGAUUGCUAUAGGAUUUGCGGACUUGCAUGAUACACCUGAACGCAUGUUGGAGAAGGGAGUGAUUCAGGAUAUCGUGCCAUGGCGUACCGCUCGUACCACUCUGUACUGGAGACUACGACGAAGACUUUUAGAGAAUACGGUGAUCACGAAAAUACUAGAAAUUCGUCCAGUUUUAGGAUACGGACCUGCUGAAGCAAUGUUGCGUCGCUGGUUUAUGGAGGACAAAGGUGCUAUGGCUGUGUGGGAAGAUAAUCAGACCGUCGUAAAUUGGCUAUCAUCAGAAUCCGUAAUUGAUGAGAACCUUAAGUCCAUCUUCCAAGAUGCGGCCGUUGAUCAAUUGAACAAAUUAUUGGAGCGAUAUCCGGAACUCUAUUCGGACCCCCGAGUGAUUAAGUAACUGUUUGCUGUUGCUAAAUGUUGCCAGUGCUUUAAAUAUACUAUAUGUACACAUGGAAUUAGUCCCAAUAUAUCAUGCCAAUUAUACAAAUUAUAAUAAUCGAAAUCUGCUAUAUAGUUUGUUACAAAAAAGUGAUAAAUAGUCGUGAUCAAAUUGUCUAUGCAAUUAUUUUUUUAAUAAAUCUCGCCAUGUUUAAUAUCCGCACAUGUUUUUAUGUGAAAA
Folsomia candida is the source of this 7583-nucleotide messenger RNA. RefSeq names its product acetyl-CoA carboxylase (gene ACC). Gene Ontology annotation, molecular function: metal ion binding; ATP binding; acetyl-CoA carboxylase activity. Gene Ontology annotation, biological process: fatty acid biosynthetic process. The record is from RefSeq and is a predicted model, not a curated record. Lineage: Eukaryota; Metazoa; Arthropoda; Collembola; Entomobryomorpha; Isotomidae. The coding region runs from base 606 to 7361 and encodes 2251 amino acids. The transcript is spliced from 15 exons.